Candidula unifasciata is the source of this 591-nucleotide messenger RNA. The record is from the annotation of a GenBank genome assembly. NCBI's taxonomy places the organism in Eukaryota, Metazoa, Mollusca, Gastropoda, Stylommatophora, Geomitridae.
AUGCGACAAAAUCUGGUUAGGCAAUUUUACAAAAUGGCUAACAAUGUUGUCAAGGUGGCUACAGUAGUUAAAGUCAGCCGGUUGCGGAGAUUAGGUCAGUACUUUGGAGCUAUAGCAAAUGAUUACAAGGCAGUUGCUAAAGACAUUGUUCAGGAUGUAAGAAGUGGAUCAGUCAAGGCUUCCGUGUAUAUAACUGGCCUAGUGGCCACUGGAAUCCUCUUCAAGUCCAACCCCUCCGCUAGAGAUCUGGACGAUGCUGUCAUAGAAAGUGCACAUGAACUGUCUCUGAUAGGAGCAGCCAUUCGAAGCAAGGAGGCUGACAAUUACGUGGACAGUUUACGAAGUGCGCAGCGGGAUGGCUUGCUGCAUCACACAAAUGUAGGGCUGUUCUCGCUGGUGUGGUUGAGUGACAAUCGUGAUGAGCUAGAUCUCUAUGAGGCACAGUGUUCGUAUGUGCACAUGCCCUGGUACCAGUGGUACAAGCGGGUUAUUGAUGUGGGAGUUCUCGGAAAAUUUGUGAAAUUGUCCCGUAAAAUGAAGGACUACGAUAUAAAUGAGGAGGCAUGGGAAACCAGCAAUAAAGCGACGUAA